This is a messenger RNA of Cucurbitaria berberidis CBS 394.84, 747 nucleotides long. RefSeq lists its product as uncharacterized. The transcript has a single exon. Bases 1 to 747 code for a protein of 248 amino acids. Lineage: Eukaryota; Fungi; Ascomycota; Dothideomycetes; Pleosporales; Cucurbitariaceae. The record is from RefSeq and is a predicted model, not a curated record.
AUGCCAUUUGCCCUCUUCAAUGCUGCUACUUCGAACAAAGAGCUUGUCGUCACACGUGACAACGGCUCUCAUGAAGUUCAGCUUCCCAAACACGCCAAAUCCGACGCCGUGAAGUUUUUCCUCACACAUAUGAACAAUCUCGCGUCCGAGAAAUACGUUCGCGAAGUCCCUUUCACGAAGAACAUGGAGCUUAACUUGCAUCUCUGCUCUGUUGCCGAUGACCUUGGUAUGCGCCAAUAUACCCAGUAUAUCUUCAAUGGAUAUUACUACCGCUUGCAGACAACAGUCCCUACUCCUGACGAUGUUAAGGCUAUCGGCAAAGUCAACACUCCACUUGGGGAUAAGCUGUUCAAUACAGUCGGCUAUCGUCUUGCGAAGCUAGCUUGGGAUGGUGAACAUCCCAAUGUUACAGCUUUCAAUACCUAUCUCGUCACGGACACCCGGCUCGCCGCAAUUGUCAAAGAUUUAUACGCCAAGCGAGAGGCUGCAGCUCGAUAUCAGGCUCGUCUAGAAGAGCACCGCUGUCAAGAGAAGGAAGCUGAUCGGCUUGAGAAGGAGCACGAGAAGCGCGACGCUGCUGUUACAAAGGAGCACUUGGCCAAAGACAAGAAGAAGUGGACUGAUCUGAAGCACAAGGACGCCGAGGUUCGUGCACGUGUUAUUGAAAAGAAGCGUUCGGGGGAGAAGCUUACUCGCCAGGAAGCGGCCAUGCAUUACUUGAUGUUUUGCAAACGUGUUCCCGUCUAG